CACCAUCAUGCCAUGGGCUUUCGCUCUUCCACCAACAUGGUGCGAUUCACGCCGCUGCGCCUGCUGUGCGCAGCCGUGAUGCUGUGCGUCCUCUACCUGCACUCGUCCCUCCGCGACAUGGUGCCGUACGUUGAGCGUGGCUAUGACAUCCUCCAAGACCGGCCCACGCCCGCGCGCCCAGCCCAGACCAAGAUCCGCUAUGGUGAAGAGUGCUCCCCGUUCAAGAGCGGGGUCAUGGAGGACGUGACCAUUGUCUUGAAGAUUGGCGCGGGCGAGGCCACUACGAAGCUGCCCGCGUAUUUGAACCGCCUCGGCCGCUGUAAACAAGACUUGCUUAUCUUCUCUGACCGCGAGGCCACUUUCCAAGGCUUCGAAAUUGUAGACGCCCUCUCCCAUAUCCGCCCCGAAUACAAGUGGGAAAACCCCGACUUCAACGUAUACGAUCGCAUACAAGCCGCGAACGACACGCCCGACCAGUCACCAGAUGGCUGGAAGCUGGACAAGUACAAGUUCCUCCCAAUGACGGAGUGGACAUCGUACUUGCGACCGGACUCGCACUGGUACCUGUUCAUUGAGAUGGACACAUACGUCAACUACGACAACCUCUACCGCUUCCUAACGAACUUCAACCCCAAAUCGGCGCAUUACUUUGGAUCACCGGUUUGGCCGAAGAAGAAGGCGCCUUAUGCGCGCGGCGGUAGUGGCUUCAUACUGUCGCGCGGGGCACUGGAUAAGCUCAUGGCUCGUGGGAGGAUGUUUGCAGAGAACCACCACUUCCCAGGCACACACUUCUUCGGCGAGGACGUGGCUGAAUCUUGCUGCGGCGACGAGAUGUUAGCCCAGGUGCUGAAGAAAAGCGGGGUCCCUCUUCGCGGAUACUGGCCCAUGUUCAGUGGCGACAAGCCCCCCACACUACGGUUCGGCCCAGAGCAAUGGUGUGAGGCUGUCGUAACGAUGCAUUCUAUGCAAGAAGAAGACUACACUGGUCUUUCACAAUGGGAACAAGUCCGAAAACACCCAGAAAGGGCGUUGAUGUUUGAGGAGCUCUUCAACCUCAUCGAGCCGCGGCUACAAGGCAAGGCGGACGACUGGACCAAUAUGUCAGAUGAUGUGAUCCAUACCAAGGGCGCAUCAAUUAAGUCAUUCAACAACUGCGAACGCGCAUGUCUGAAAGACAAAAAGUGUCUACAAUACGAACACACCGGCACACAGUGUAGACUAUCGCACGGCAUCAGACUCGGCGAGCAGCGGCUAUCUCGUGAAGACGAGAAGUACGUGUCAGGAUGGAUGCUAGGCCGGAUCAAGGAUUUCAAGAAGGCAUAUUCGCCUUGUCAAGGCGCGCACUUCGUUUACUCCAACCCAUGAGCGACUGUCUCUCAUGAUCAUGAUUAUGACAUGAUGUCUCUUUUACGGUACAUGGUUUACUGCAUUGAAGGCGUUUGAUACCUAUCGCGUUUUGGCCGGCGCUGUAUGUUGUCUAUACCGGCGCCUUUUGGCCUACUGCGACUUGCAUUUUAGUGUUGAGGUUGAUUUAGACGACAAUGUGUUCGCUCUGGCUAUGUACAAGUACAAGACGACGCUCAUCCACAAGGGCUGCGUCAACAUGUACGCAUUUUGCUCUUUCAUCGCGAAUACCAACGAAUAGCUAUAUCGUAAUUUAGUCUAAUGAUAUUGUAGAUCUUCAUUACUGCGACACGGCUAGGCCAACGCUUUUACUUUGUGGUAAGCAUCAAGCGCCCGGAGUUCACAACCAACUACGCAGCCCAAUGGAUCAAAGGAUCUGCCAGUGAGCAGCUGCUCGAAAGAGCGUAGUGCCCACACGCCAAGCGCGCGUCUUCCAGAAGUAUAGG
Molecule: messenger RNA, 1850 nt
Organism: Didymella exigua CBS 183.55
Lineage: Eukaryota; Fungi; Ascomycota; Dothideomycetes; Pleosporales; Didymellaceae
Product: glycosyltransferase family 31 protein
Exons: 1
Coding region: 37-1365 (442 amino acids)
Cellular component (GO): membrane
Molecular function (GO): glycosyltransferase activity
Source: RefSeq, a predicted model, not a curated record